AUGACCAGAAAGAACAAACAAGAUUUGGUUCAGUUUGAUCUAGAAAUUGAAAGGAGUUUCCAUAUAUUACACAGAGCUCAGAAAGAACAAUCUUCUACUUCUAGUUCUAUGUCUGCAGAUCCUUCAAGGAGAAUGGUAUUUGGUCACGGCAACACACUGAGGGAGUUGGCAGCUCCUGAUGGUUCAUAUCAACCUCUUUGCAUUGAGUAUCCUGAGUUUGAAGUUGAUUUUGAGUUAAGAUCAGGUAUUAUACAUUUGUUGCCUAAAUUCCAUGGACAUUCAGGUGAGGAUCCAAAUCGACACCUGCAGGAAUUCCAUCUGGUAUGCUCUACUAUGAAACCUCAGGGAAUUUCGGAGGAGGAUAUUAAACUGAGAGCAUUUCCAUUUUCUUUGGCUGAUGUAGCUAAAGAUUGGCUAUUCUAUUUGCCUUCAGGGACUAUUACUUGUUGGAGUGAUAUGAGGAGGGUAUUUCUGGAUAAUUUUUUUCCUGCCUCUAGAACAGCAUCAAUUAGGAAAAGCAUUUGUGGAAUUCAGCAAGCUACUGGUGAAACACUUCAUGAAUAUUGGGAGAGGUUUAAAAGGUUAUGUGCAAGCUGUCCACAACAUCAAAUAAGUGAUCAAUUGUUAAUUCAAUAUUUCUAUGAAGGGUUAUUGCUCAUGGAUAGGAGCAUGAUAGAUGCUGCUAGUGGAGGAGCUUUGGUGAAUAAGACACCUAAUGAUGCUAGGGAUUUGAUAGAAACAAUGGCAGCAAAUUACCAGCAAUUUGGUACAAGACCUAUGGUAGCGAGGGGUGUUCAUGAAGCUCAGAUUUUAAACUCGGGACAAAGUAGAAUUGAGAGUAAAUUAGAGGAAAUGUUGAAUAUGAUUGAGUUGGCGGCAGCUCAGAUGACAUUAAAUCAGCAACCUCAACAGCAAGUUGCAGAAUCUGCACAGGCAAUUAAAAUAUGUGGAUUCUGUGCCAGUAGUUGGCAUUCAACAGAUACUUGUCCUAGUUUGCAACCAGAGGAGUACAAUUUAGUAGCUGAGCAAUCUGUGGUAGAAGCUAGUGUUUUCCCUAAUCGUCCACAAUAUCAGCAAGGCAAUCUACAAGUGAAGUAUGAUCCUAUGUCACCUACUUAUAAUCCAGGAUGGAGGGAUCAUCCGAACCUGAGAUAUGGAAAUAAUUCAGCAGCCCAGCAGUUUUUUCCGCAGGAAAGUCAGAAUAAUAAUUUAUCAGGCAAUCAGAGACCACCGGGGUUUUACAAUAGCACAGUUCCGAACAGAAUAGAACCAUUUCAGCAGUUUCAGCAACCUGUUCCACCAUUUCAGUAG
Molecule: messenger RNA, 1311 nt
Organism: Zingiber officinale
Lineage: Eukaryota; Viridiplantae; Streptophyta; Magnoliopsida; Zingiberales; Zingiberaceae
Exons: 1
Coding region: 1-1311 (436 amino acids)
Source: RefSeq, a predicted model, not a curated record